Molecule: messenger RNA, 4883 nt
Organism: Oncorhynchus kisutch (coho salmon)
Lineage: Eukaryota; Metazoa; Chordata; Actinopteri; Salmoniformes; Salmonidae
Product: WD repeat domain phosphoinositide-interacting protein 3-like
Exons: 10
Coding region: 158-1192 (344 amino acids)
Molecular function (GO): protein binding
Source: RefSeq, a predicted model, not a curated record
AAUCGAUCGCUCGGUGCUCGUUUGAGCGUCCUGGAACCAAUAGCUGUGUCUGGCUGUGUUGUUUUUCCUGGCUGCUUGUCUGUGGCACAGGAGGAACGCUAGCUAGCAUUCUGUUAAAAUUCGGCUAACGUACGCCUGUGAUUAUCUGAUCGACGUAAUGAAUUUAUUACUGUCAAAUGCACAUGGGAACGGACUCUUGUACGCGGGAUUCAACCAGGACCAUGGAUGCUUUGCUUGUGGAAUGGAGAAUGGGUUUAGAGUGUACAAUGCAGAUCCACUCAAAGAGAAAGAAAAACAAGAGUUCAUGGAGGGCGGGGUCAGCCAUGUGGAGAUGCUGUUCAGGUGUAACUACCUAGCGCUGGUCGGAGGAGGGAAGAAGCCCAAAUAUCCACCUAACAAAGUGAUGAUCUGGGAUGACCUAAAGAAAAAGACUGUUAUAGAAAUCGAGUUCUCCACGGAGGUCAAAGCAGUGAAGCUUCGAAGGGACAGGAUCGUUGUGGUCCUGGACUCAAUGAUCAAAGUGUUCACGUUCACCCACAACCCUCAUCAGCUGCAUGUAUUUGAGACCUGCUAUAACCCCAAAGGUCUGUGUGUGCUGUGUCCCAACAGUAACAACUCUCUCCUGGCGUUCCCGGGGACCCACUCUGGGCAUGUGCAGAUCGUAGACCUGGCCAACACAGAGAAGCCUCCAGUGGACAUCCCCGCCCAUGAGGGGGCGCUGUGCUGCAUCGCCCUCAACCUGCAGGGAACCAGGAUAGCCACCGCCUCUGAGAAAGGAACCCUGAUCAGAAUAUUUGACACCAUGGCAGGUCACCUGAUUCAGGAGUUGAGGCGGGGGUCACAGGCCGCUAACAUCUACUGCAUCAACUUCAACCAGGACGCGUCCCUCAUCUGUCUGUCUAGUGACCAUGGUACAGUCCACAUAUUCGCUGCAGAGGACCCCAAGAGGAACAAACAGUCCAGCUUAGCCUCGGCUAGUUUCCUUCCUAAGUACUUCAGCUCCAAGUGGAGUUUCUCCAAGUUCCAGGUUCCAUCAAAUUCGCCAUGUGUGUGUGCCUUUGGAACAGAACCCAACUCUGUCAUAGCCAUUUGUGCUGACGGCAGCUACUACAAGUUCCUGUUCAACCCGAAGGGGGAGUGUUCCCGAGACGUCUACGCCCAGUUCCUGGAGAUGACUGAUGAGAAGAUCUGACCUUUAACCCAGACUCCUCCUACAGACAGACGUGUGUUUAUUUUCUGGAGCAGGAGGACAAGGGGGGGAUGGACAGAAGGAGGAGGUUAGGUGUCUCUGCUCACCCAGUGCUGAUAGACUCUCAAUGGAGAGAGGGAGACCGCCUUAGAAACGACAAGACGGAUGGAGGGAGCGAUGAAUGAAGUCAAUGUCCUCUCUGACACAAACUACUUAGAGACCAUCCUUGAACAACUACCAAAGGACAGACAGAUGGACAGACUGUCACCUGGACCUUGUUGUCCUGCUACUCUGAGAACCAAACAGGGAAAUGUAUUUUUGUUGCUUUUUAAAGAUGUCUUCCGUGGAAUUUACAAUGAUCGGUCGAUUAUUCUGGUUAUUUUUUUUAAAGGCGUAUUGCGUUAAUUCCAAUAGGUAGAUACAUAGAAAAAUAAAUAUUGUAAACUAACACCACCUAAUCUAACUAUAGGGAGUGCCUCUGAGCUGAAUCAAUUUGGAGUGUGUAUAUAUAUAUAUAUAUGUGCCUUCAGGAAGUAUUCAUACCCUUUGACUUAUUUCUCAUUUUGUUGUUACAGCCUGAAUUCUAAAUUGAUUAAAUAUAUAUAUAUAUUUUUUUUUACACACAUCUACACACAAUACCUGAUAAUGACUAAAGUGAAAACAUGUUUUUAGAAAUGUUUGCGAAUAUAAAAUGAAAUGCAGACAUUUCUAAUUUACAUAAGUAUUCACACCCCUGAGUCAAUACUUUGUAAAAGCACCAUUUGACAGUGACUACAGCUGUGAGUCUUUCUGGGUACGUCUCUAACAACAUUCCACACCUGGAUCGUGCAACAUUUGCCCGUUAUUCAUUUUCAAAAUGUUUCAAGCUCUCAAAUUGGUUGUUGAUCGUUGCUAGACAUCCAUUUUCAGGUCUUGCCAUAGAUUUUCAAGUAGAUUUAAGUCAAAACACUAACUCAGCCACUCACUGCAACAUUCACUGUCUUAUUGGUAAGCAACUCCAGUGUAUAUUUGGCCUUGUGUUUUAGGUUAAUGUCCUGCUGAAAGGUGAAUUCAUCUCCCAGUGUCUGCUGGAAAGCAGACUGAACCAGUUUUUCUCUGGGAUUUUGCCUGUGCUUCGCUCUAUUCUGUAAAAAAAUGUAUCCUGAAAAACUCCCCAGUCCUUAACAAUUACAAUCAUAGCCAUAACAUGAUGCAGCCACCACUUUGCUUGAAAAUAUGGAGAGUGGUACUCAGUAAUGUGUUAUGUUUGGGGCAAAUCCAACACUUUGUAUUCAGGACAAAAAUGUAAUUGCUGAGCCUCAUGUUUUGCAGGUAAUUAGUUUAGUGUCUUGUUACAAACAUAAUACAAAUUUUCCAAAACAUGCAUCAUCUACAGGCUUCCUUAUUUUCACUCUGUCAAUUAGGUUAGUAUUGUGGAGUAACUACAAUGUGUUUGAUCCAUCCUCAGUUCUCUCCUCUCACAGCCAUUAAACUCUGUAACUGUUUUAAAGUCACCAUUGGCCUCAUGGUGAAAUCCCUGAUUAGUUUCCUUUCUCUCUGGCAACUGAGUUCGUGACUGGGUGUAAUGAUACACUAUCCAGAAUGUAAUUAAUAACUUCACUGUGCUCAAAGGGAUAUUCAAUGUCUCUUUUUUUUUUUACCCAUCUACCAAUAGGUGCCCUUCUUUACAAGGUAUUAGAAAAAAAAAACCUGGUCUUUGUGGUUGAAUCUGUGUUUGAAAUUCACUGCACGUGUGGGGUACAGAGAUGAGGUAGUCAUUUCAAAAUCAUGUUAAACACUUAUUGCACACAGAGCGAGUCUAUGCAACUUACUAUGUGACAUGAUUAAGCACAUUUUUACUCCUAAAAAGUAUUUAGGCUUGCCAAAACCAAGUGUUUGAAUGCUUAUUGACUCAAGACAUUUCAGUUUUCAUUUGUAAACAUUUCCGCUUGCACAUUUUGGGGUAUUGUGGUUAAGCCAGUGACAAACAAAUCUCAAUUUAAUAAAUGUUUUAUUCUGGCUGUAACACAAAAUGUGGACAAAAUCAAAGGGUAUGAAUACUUCCUGAAGGCACUGAUAUGCAUAUUUAGGUGGGAUUUCACAAAGGAAGAUCUUUGAGUUAGCCAGGUGGGUAAACACUUAGAGAGAGAGCUUUCUUCCUACGGUUGAAGAAAUGAGUCACCCAUUAAGGGGUGGCAGGUAGCCUAGUGGUUAGAGCAUUGUGCCACUAACCCGAAAGGUUGCUGGUUCGUAUCCCCGAGCUGACAAGGUAAAAAAAAUCUGUUGUCCUGCCCCUGGACAAGGCAGGUAACCCACUGUUUCCCCAGUAGGACGUCAUUGUAAAUAAGAAUGUGUUCUUAACUGAGUUGGAUGCGCCUAGACUACAAGUAACCAUGACAACCAGGUGGGAUUGAAAAAAGUUCAUAUUUUUACAUGAUUUUUUUUAUCUUGAUUUACGGUGGUUUAUCUGGUUAACCUCAGGGAUUCCUCUUGGUGAAACCUCACCCUGGUACAUGUAACUUACCGUAGAAGAAGACGAAAUCUCAUGGUGAUGAAUGUUUCGCUUUUCCUGACAUUUCAUGUUGUAGCUUACUAUGUAUAUAUGUACUAUCACUAUGUGUAAUAUUCUUGAUGUGAGUCUCGCCCUCCUUGUGGAGAGGGAAUAUAUUAUUUACAACUCUAAUUAGUACCUAUAAAGCACUGAUUUGGGGCUAGAUUCAAUCCCAUCGCCCCUUUUCGGGCUAUGCACCUUUUUUUAAAGGCAAUAUUUCCGUGUUCGAGGAGACCGCAUUCGUGGUAAAUGCUGCAUAUGUCGGCUCAAUCGGAAAUGUAUGUCAAUCGCGCUAUAACACAGCUCUUCCGCGGUACGGAUUGAAUCUAGGCCCAAGUACUUUGAUCGUUACAUUUGAGUUUUGAGCAUAAUCAAACUCGGGCAACUUGAUCAGUCUCAGAUGAUUUUCAAUGACGCGUUACUUCCUAAUUCUUUCAAAGAAACCAAUGUUUCUCAUGCAUCCGUUCCUGAAUGAAUACAACCGUUUUCCCAGAACCAAGCCGUCCCGGUCAUUGUGGAAACUGCUGCAGUAUUCUGCCGUGAUCAAAGUGCAUUUCCACCCCCUUAUGAAAGGCUUACGAGUGACACAUUCUAGCUGAAUUAAACCAAAAUCCACUUCCUUGUGUGACUGAAUACGCACCCAUUCCUUUUUGGUGAGGUUUAAUUGGCUGGUGUAGUUUGCCUCUUGAAGAUAGAAGUCUCAUCUGCUUGCUCACUAGGGCCAGCUUUAGCAAGCUUCUGCAUAUGUUAACUGAUCUACAAAUGAUGGUAACAUUUGUGGAUCUACAAGCAGUAUUGACUUUAGAGCCUAUCUCAUGUUUGUCACAGUAUCAGGUCCAGCUUUUUGGCCCAUGUAUGUGACCUUACAAUGCAGUACUACAAUGUAUGUUUCUGAUUUGUCCGACGCACAUUUUUCUUCAGUUUGAAUUCAAUGGGAACAGCUUUCUGAAUGCAUUUCAUUUGUUGCAUCCAGCUCUGAUUGUACAUAUGUCAGGGGAAUUUAAUCCCUACACACACACACACACACAACACUAUGCUGCCAUUUAACUACAUAUGGACGCGGCACAAACUCUCCUGUUUAUGUGACACAUUCAAAAUGAUUGUAAAAUCCUGCAUUUAAAUUUGUAAAUAAAAUGCCAUGUCCGUAUGGACAUUUGUACAUGA